AUGUCUAAGUGUUACGAAUUUUUUCAUCCGAGCGAUGCAUAUUCAGCUAAGCAAAUACUAUUCUUCGUGACAUUCGUUCUGGGUUUAACACCUUUACGCUUACAUGGACCAACCGGAAAUCGAAAAAUAACCAUUAGUCGUCUUGGCUAUAGUGCUACAAUUUUACAAGUAAUCUUCUUUAUGUUCUGUUACAUAUACUCGUUCAUACACGAUGAGUCCAUUGUGGGUUACUUUUUCAAAUCGGAAAUUUCUAAAAUUGGAGAUACACUGCAAAAAUUCAUUGGCAUGACUGGACUGCUUACGCUAUUUGGCACCAGUUUGUGGAAAUGUUGGGACAUUAUCUAUCUAUUUCAAACAAUUUCCUCGACUGAUGUACGAUUUUUGGAUUUGGGCGUGGUCUUUAAUUUUCAAUACGUUAUGAAAUUAAUUAAUUCAAAACUAUUUUUGAUUUUUAGCUUAAACUUUUUUUAUGUGAGCUCAAGUCUUUGGCUGCUCUUUCGCAACGACAUAUGGCCGUCAUUACAAGCUAUCGUCUCUUUUUUCACUCCGCAUAUAUAUUUACUAACCAUUGUCGUGCUUUUUAUGUCCUUUUUAAUACGUUUAAGUCAGCAUUUCGAAAUGUUAAAUAAGGUUCUUAAAAAUCUCUCUCAUCAAUGGGAUAAUCGUAACACCAAAUCAAUUGCACAUAAACAAAGAUCACUACAAUGUUUGGACUCAUUUUCCAUGUAUACAAUGGUUAGCAAGGAUCCAAGUGAAAUUAUACAGGAAUCAAUGGAAAUACAUCAUUUGAUUUGUGAUGCAGCAUCAACAGCAAAUAAAUAUUUCACAUAUCAGCUACUCACCAUUAUAUCAAUUGCAUUCCUCAUUAUUGUAUUUGAUGCGUACUAUGUACUGGAGACAAUUCUCGGUAAAUCCACAAGAGGCAGUAAAUUUAAGCCUGUAGAGUUUGUGACAUUUUUCUCGUGUCAAAUGAUACUUUAUCUCAUUGCGAUUAUAUCAAUUGUUGAAGGUAGCAAUCGUGCCAUUAAAAAGAGCAAAAAAACGGGUGGAAUUGUACAUUCCCUAUUGAACAAAGCUAAAACACCUGAAGUCAAAGAGAAACUACAACAGUUUUCGAUGCAAUUAUUACACUUGAAAAUAAAUUUUACGGCAGCUGGACUUUUUAAUAUUGACCGUACUCUCUACUUUACGAUCAGUGGAGCACUUACAACUUAUUUGAUUAUUCUGUUGCAAUUUACAUCAACUGCACCAAAUGGACAACAGAUGGCAGUUGACAAUGAAUUGUCAAGCGAACUCGCCCUAAUGAACUUGUCAAAUUUUUCAAUAGAUAAUAAUAUUUCAUAAUUUUAAGAUUUUAUUUAUAUUGUCUAU
Messenger RNA from Teleopsis dalmanni, 1371 nucleotides. RefSeq names its product putative gustatory receptor 28b (gene Gr28b). The transcript is spliced from 4 exons. Gene Ontology annotation, biological process: sensory perception of taste. Lineage: Eukaryota; Metazoa; Arthropoda; Insecta; Diptera; Diopsidae. Bases 1 to 1344 code for a protein of 447 amino acids. The record is from RefSeq and is a predicted model, not a curated record. Gene Ontology annotation, cellular component: dendrite; membrane; axon.